CUCUUCUUAUAAACAUGGGUGCUGGAUCAAAUUCGGGGGUUCCUGUUUGCUGAACAAAGACUUCAUGGACUGAGCCAUCUCCUCAGGGGAUGAUCAAUCCCUAAAUGAAUUGUGAUCUUCACUAGUAGUAGUUGGUACUUCAGAGGACAGACACUGCUUUGGGGUAGAUUAAGAACCUUCAGGGGGAGGCACAGCUAGGCUGACUUUGAAGUCAAGUUUUGGGGUAGAUCGCAUAUAGUUGGGAAUGUUCAGGGAAGCACACCCUGAUCAGAGACAGGGUUUGUUUGCUGUUUGUGGGCUACUUGGGGACUUCCUGCUUGGGACCCUGAGUAGUCCAGUCCCUUAAAGGUAAAUAAGAAUGGAUUGGUAUACUUAUGGCUGUCAUGUUGGCAGCCUGUCUCAUGCUUGUAUUCUUAGUGCCUAUAUUAGCACCUGGAGACACGGUCUCCUUGUUGGGGUUUCUAUUGCUGUGACGAAACACCAUGACUAAAAGCAAGUCGGGGAGGAAAGGGUUUAUGGCUUGCACUUCCACAUCAUAGCCCAGUCACUGGUCACUGAAGGCGGUCAGGACCGGAACUCAAACAGGGCAGGGACCUGGAGGCAGAAGCUGAUGCAGACAUGGAGGGGUGCUGCUUACUGGCUUGCCUAUCAUGGCUUGCUCAGCCUACUUUCUAUAGAACUCUGGAUCACCAGCCCAGGGAUGGCCCACCUACGGGGCCCUCCCCCAUCAGUCGCUAAUUAAGAAAAUGCCCUAUGGCUGGAUCUUAUGGGGGCAUCUUCUCAAUUGAGGUUCCCUCCUUUCCAUUAACUCUAGUUUGUGUCAGUCGGCAUAAAACUAGCCAGCACACAGGCUAGGUUCUUCUUGGUGCGCCCUCGGAGACCGUGGAACAUUGUUGAGAUCUAGCUGCCACAUAGUUAAGCAAGACUGUGAGGUCUGGUGAGCACAGUACUUUUACUGGGGUUUCUUCCAUAAAGCAUGAGUGGUGUGACCCUUCCCUAGAGUCACAGAGCUGUCGGACUCCUCAUUGGCUAUGUCUGUGUCUGAUAGAAGCCACAAGUGCCCAGGAGUCUCCCCGUCUCCCGCUGGGAGGGAGGGCCUCUACUUAGGCCCUUGUUACACUGGGUGUGUCAUUAAUUAGGGGUGACUCUGGUUAACCUACUGGUUAACCUACUGAGAGGGCUAAGGCCAUGCAUUUAUUUAUUUUUUUAAGGUUUAUUUAUUCUAUAUUCAGUGUUCUGACUGCAUGUAUGCUUGCAGGCCAGAAGAUGGCACCAAGUCUCAUAACAGAUAGAUGGUUGUGAGCCACUAUGUGAUUGCUGGGAACUGAACUCAGGACCUCUGGAAGAGCAGCCUGUGCUCUUAACCUCUGAGCCAUCUCUCCAGCUCCAAGGCCAGGCAUCUAAAUAACCACAAGUUAUUUUGUCAACUGACACAAGCAAGAGUCACCUGAGAGGAGGGAGCCCUAGUUAUGAAAAGACUUCAUGAUGGAUGGCGGAAGGCCUAGCCCACUGUGGUCGACACCACCCUGGAUGGUAUAAGAAAGCAGACCGAGCAAGCUGUAUUGAACAAGCCAGGAAGCAGUGUUCCUUCAUGCCUUCUGCUUCAGUUUCUGCCUCCAAGUUCCUGCCUUGACUUCCCUCAGCGAUAAAGUGUGACCUGAGCGUUCUAAGCUGAAAUAAACCCUUUUCUCCCUAAGUUGCUGUCGGCCAUGGUGCUUGACAGUCUAUCACUGUCUCCACACUGCGAUCCUCAUCCACCGAGAGUAUACAUCUUGAGUCAUAAUCUCAGCCAAGAACCAGCAUUUACAGAUGCCAACGUGGAUAGUCCUGCUUUCCUUGGAGACUCUGGUUUUCAAAACUCUAAGCCUACAAAAUACUGUGUUCUCGUGACUCUCCCGUGUAUUUACUGACCCGUCAUUGCAGCAUACAGCAUUAGACUGGUGCUGGAGUCAGGCUGACUGAAGUCACCUUCUUCUGCCACUACUGACUGUCACUUGACUUGGGAAGUUAAGUACUUUGAUCCCUACCCUCUGUGAGGCGAGGACACUGGCACCUGCCAUAUGGAGACUGCCUUGGGUAAUAAAAGUGGUAACCACACUGUGCCACAGUUUAUAACACAUCCUAUGAGCAUGUGGAGAGGGCCGAACGUGAACUGUGUAGAUAGCACCGGCUACACGCCACUACACCACGCUGCUUUGAAUGGACACAGGGAUGUGGUCGAGGUCCUUCUGAGGAACGACGCGCUGACCAACGUUGCUGACUCGAAAGGCUGCUACCCGCUGCACUUGGCAGCGUGGAAAGGAGACGCCCAGAUAGUACGUCUGCUCAUCCAGCAAGGGCCCUCACACACCAGAGUCAACGAACAGAAUGCUCUUGAGAUCAGAGAACUCAAAAAGUACGGCCCCUUUGACCCUUAUAUCAAUGCCAAGAACAACGACAAUGAGACGGCCCUGCACUGCGCGGCCCAGUACGGCCACACGGAGGUCGUGAAGGCUCUGCUGGAGGAGCUCACGGACCCCACCAUGCGCAACAACAAGUUUGAAACGCCCCUGGACUUGGCGGCGCUGUACGGGCGGCUGGAGGUGGUGAAGCUGCUGCUGGGUGCACACCCCAAUCUCCUGAGCUGCAGCACUCGGAAACACACGCCCCUGCACUUGGCAGCAAGGAAUGGCCACAAGGCCGUGGUGCAGGUCCUGCUGGACGCCGGCAUGGAUAGCAACUAUCAGACGGAGAUGGGCAGUGCUUUGCAUGAGGCUGCUUUGUUUGGCAAGACCGAUGUGGUGCAAAUCCUGCUGGCUGCAGGAAUCGAUGUUAACAUAAAGGAUAACCGUGGCCUGACUGCCCUUGACACUGUCCGGGAUCUGCCCUCUCAGAAGAGCCAGCAGAUAGCCGCCCUGAUUGAAGAUCACAUGACCGGAAAAAGAAGCGUGAAAGAAGUGGACAGGACCUCCACAGCCCAGCUACCUCUCCUCUCCAACACAGACGCCAUAGCACCAAUGUCUCAGGGGAGUAUGGAGAAGACAGUGACUGAGCUGAUCCUUCAUUUUGACACACAUGCUGACGAGGAGGGCCCCUACGAGGCACUGUACAACGCUGUGUCCUGCCAUUCCUUGGACAGCACGGCCAGUGGACGAUCAUCAGACAGAGACUCCAUGAACAAGGAGGCCGAGGCCACCGGAACAAGGGCUGCUGGAGUGAGGCCUAGGGAACGUCCGCCGCCUCCAGCAAAACCGCCACCCGAUGAAGAGGAGGAAGAACGCGUAGAUAAGAAGUAUUUUCCCUUGGCAGCCUCUGAGGGCCUGGCUGUGAGACCCAGGAUUCAGAGUAGUGCUCCCCAGGAAGAGGAGGAGCACCCAUAUGAGCUGCUGCUCACGGCAGAAACCAAGAAGCUGGGGACCACAGACGGGAGGACUGAAGACCACAGGCAGAGCGGCAGCGGCCGGAGCCAGGACUCUGUGGAGGGGCAGGACGGGCAGGUCCCAGAGCAGUUCUCAGGUCUCCUCCACGGCUCCUCCCCAGUGUGUGAGGUGGGGCAGGACCCUUUCCAGCUGCUCACGGCCCCCAGCCAGAGCCACCCGGAGUCCUCCCAGCAGGACGCCUGCCACGAGGCCAGCAUGCAGCUAGAGGAGCCAGGCGUGCAAGGCACUGAACCCCCGCAGCCCGGCGUCCCUGACCAAAGCAAGAGAGUGGGCUUGCCGGCAGGCCUGACAGCCCUGGCCAGCAGAACAUACCUCGAUGCAUUGACUCACACAGUACCUCUGCGCCCUGCUGGUGCCGAGGAAGAAGACCAGAGCGGGCCCAGAAGCAGAGCCCCUCCCACCAGCAAGCCCAAAGCUGAGCUCAAACUCAGCCGCAGUUUGUCUAAGUCUGACUCUGACCUCCUGACCUGCUCCCCCACGGAGGACGCCACAAUGGGGAGUCGCAGCGAGUCCUUGUCCAACUGCAGCAUCGGGAAGAAGAGGUUGGAGAAAUCACCUUCCUUUGCCUCAGAGUGGGAUGAGAUUGAGAAAAUCAUGAGCUCCAUUGGGGAAGGGAUUGACUUCUCUCAGGAGCAGCAGAAGAUCUCAGGUUCUCGGACGCUGGAGCAGAGCGUCGGGGAGUGGCUGGAGUCGAUUGGCCUGCAGCAGUACGAGAGCAAGCUGCUGCUGAACGGCUUUGAUGAUGUCCGCUUCCUGGGGUCUAAUGUGAUGGAAGAGCAGGACCUGAGGGAGAUUGGCAUCAGUGACCCACAGCACCGGCGGAAGCUGCUGCAGGCUGCACGCUCCUUGCCCAAGGUGAAGGCCCUUGGCUAUGACGGGGUCAGCCCCACCUCAGUGCCCUCAUGGCUGGACUCGCUGGGGCUGCAGGACUAUGUCCACUCUUUCCUGUCCAGUGGCUACAGCUCCAUCGACACUGUGAAGAACCUCUGGGAGCUAGAGCUUGUCAAUGUCCUGAAAGUUCACCUGCUGGGCCACCGCAAGCGCAUUAUCGCCUCUCUAGCAGACAGGCCCUAUGAGGAGCCACCCCAGAAGCCUCCAAGGUUUUCCCAGCUAAGAUGCCAGGAUUUAAUCUCCCAGACAUCGUCCCCGCUGAGCCAGAAUGAUUCCUGCACAGGGCGGUCGGCAGACCUGCUGCUGCCCUCAGCAGACACAAGCAGGAGGCGGCACGACAGCCUGCCCGACCCUGGGACCGCCUCCCGAGCAGACCGCUUCCGAGUCCAGGAGGAGCCCAGUGAGACCAAGCUGACCCUCCGUCCACCCAGCCUAGCCGCGCCCUAUGCUCCUGUUCAGAGCUGGCAGCACCAGCCAGAAAAGCUCAUCUUUGAGUCCUGCGGUUAUGAGGCCAAUUAUCUGGGUUCCAUGCUGAUCAAAGAUCUGCGAGGGACAGAGUCCACCCAAGAUGCCUGUGCCAAAAUGCGGAAGUCAACGGAGCACAUGAAGAAGAUCCCCACCAUCAUCCUGUCCAUCACGUACAAAGGUGUCAAGUUCAUCGAUGCUUCCAACAAGAACGUCAUUGCGGAGCACGAGAUCCGGAACAUUUCCUGCGCCGCGCAGGACCCAGAGGACCUGUGUACCUUCGCGUACAUCACCAAGGACCUGCAGACGAGCCACCACUACUGCCACGUUUUCAGCACAGUGGAUGUGAACCUGACCUACGAGAUCAUCCUGACCCUGGGGCAGGCAUUUGAGGUGGCCUAUCAGCUGGCCCUCCAAGCCCAGAAAUCCAGGACCAUGGCGGCCUCUGCAGCUUCGAUGAUUGAGACAAAAUCCUCCAAACCAGUGCCUAAGCCUCGGGUCGGCAUGAGGAAGUCUGCAGUGCCGGUGCCCCCCGACUCUCGCUGUUGUCACUGUCACACCUGCACCACUCACCGUCCUUCCUACCUACCGCUGCCGUCCGUUAGUCCUGGAGUCAAGCUGGAACCACCUGAUUCUGACCAAGAGGCCCCGUCCCACGCUAGUGUUUCCUGGAUCGUGGACCCAAAGCCAGACUCGAAGCGGAGCCUCAGCACCAAGUACGAGACCACUAUCUUCUAAUGCUGCUCUAUCUCCGCUACCCCACUGUGCCUUUGCCACCCGAUCUUCUGCUCUCAACUCUCCUUCAGCUGCGGCCACCAAGGCCCCACCUCCCUGGGACCUGCCCUCCUGGCAGCAGCUCCUGCUUACACCACCCAACACUGUGAAUCCUCCCCUUGGGCUGAGGACAGCUGCGGGAGGGGGUGACUUGCCUUUGAAGGGGGCCUCAUAGGCACCAGAGUGGGGUUGAGGCCCCCAAAGCCAGGCACUGUGAGGUGAGGGUGGUCUUCCAGCAGAACCACAGUAGCUCCCUUUGAGGUUGCUCUCCUCGCCUGGGUCACAGCUGGAUGCCAAGAGCUACCAGUUGUCACCUUUCCUGACCCAACCACCACUGUGACCUCCCAGUGCCAGGAUGCCAUACACACAGCUGCUCUCAGGUGCUGGUUUCUCUCCUGGUCAGGCCCGGUGAUAUGGCUUCACCAGGGACAGACUUUCUGUAGGGGGAAGGUUGGUACCAGCCAUGCCCUUGUGCAUGAGUUGGCUCUGAUACUAUGAGCCGUGACCCUCCUAACUACAGGUUCCCGAGGGACCUGUGUGUGCUUGGCCCCUUUCUGUGCUGUGGGCCUGGUUCCGGAAUCCAGCUCACUGAGGUGUGCCCUGCACACAAGUGCACCUUCUUCCUUCUCGGAGUGGAGCUGCCCUUGGACAGGGUGGAGCCGAGCAGCCUCAGUGGUGUCGGGGAGCGUUCUCAUACUUCCUCUGGUGGUGGGGUCCUGAGACAGCCAUCGUCCAGCAAUCCCCAGCACCUGCCUGGGAGCUAGCGCCAUGGAGCUGAAUCUCGGAGGAAGCCUCACGUGCCCUGAUGUGGAAAGAUCAGUCUAGAUGGCAGGAGACAGAAGUGAUCCCCGUGGCCGUGGUGCAGACAGUAUAGUGCAGUGUCUGCCCGAGCCAGUCAGCACCCGAGCCAUAUGCCAGGGUGGGCCCUUCGGCUGCCUGCCUUUCCUUGUGCCUUUCUGAGCAGAUGGGCCAGGAGCAGCAGUGGGCUGUAGGCUGUGGAGGGCACCAGGGAGGCAGGGACCUUUGUCUGCUCUGUGUCCCUUUCCAUGUCCUCCGCCUUGUGCAGACUCAUUGGUUAACUCUCUCCUCCCCCACUGUUUGCUUCUGCCAAGCUGAGCCACUGAGGAGCCACCCUGCUUUGCAGAAGUAGCCGUGGGGCGCAGGCUCCUGCCCCAGCCCCGAGAGCCUCAUCUGCAACACUGAAGACCCAGGCCCAGUCCUGCUGUAGGACCUCCUGUCGCCUGCUCGGCCUGGGCCUGCCGACACCUGCAGGACCCUGCCCUGGAGGCAGCGAAGACGCCAGGCAUCUAGCAGAGGAGACCGGAACUCUGGAUGGCCCAAGAAGUGGCCUGUCCAGGACAUGUGUUUUUGAUAAGAAACAUAAUCCUUUUUAUACAUUUUUAACACUUGGCUCCGGCCUCUCGGUAAAGCUGCCAAUCUUUAAACAAGACAGGACCUGAGAUGGGCCUGAAACCCUCAGGCAGCCUCUGCCUUCACAAUGGGCUCUUGGCCUGGCUAGAGCCAUGAGGACACGCCCGAGGCUUCCUCAUCUACUGAGGUGAUGACACAGAUGUUUCUGGGGUUCCCAGUGGGGAUAAGCAAGUAGUUUCUGGUGUGGGGGACUCCGGAGUACUCACCUGUCCCCAUUAGCACUGCCGCAGGCAGCUGUCCCCAUGCUGCUGCUGGGCCAAUGGAGCCAUGUUGGAAGGGAGAAGUGGCUUUGUUGGGGCAUUGAUAGCAAUGCCAGUUAUGACUGCAGCUUGCCAGCUGGGGACUGGAUCUGCCUCUCUCUGAUGCUUGUUGACUGUUGUAUCCUGUGUGGCAGGCUGGGCACAUCUGUUCCAGAUGUGGGAAAGGCUAGUCAGGCAACAGUCUUAUCCCCUCCACCCCACCCCCGCCCCGCUACGGUCUUGAAGUCAAGCUGGUGUUGCUUUAGCUCUUCUGCUAGCUUGCUUUGCUUUUUAAAGUGACUUGGGUGGAGAGCCACCUCCUGGGCUUAAGGAGCAGUGAGGGGCAGGCUGCUGGGGUCGGGGGACCAACCAGGCCUCUCUCACCAGCUUUUCCAGAGUAGGGAGCAAAAAAGAGAAGCCCUGGCCCACAGGUACGUGAGCAGGCUUCAGGGUCUCCGGGCAGCACCCAUCCUGGUCCUGGGGACAGGAGGCCAGGCCUGAACAGCGGUUGUGAGCUGCAAUCCUGGGCACUGCCACCUUGUGGCUGCUCAGAGUGGAAAGCAGGGUUUCCCUCUGUAGACCUGCGGGCUGUCUGCCUGCUGCAUUCAGUGCAGCAGCUGCUGGGUACAGCUCCUCUCUGGGAAGGAGCCAGGGCCUCCGCUGCUAGGUGCAGGUAGUACUUCCUCUCCUGCCUCAUGCUCUCUGCCCUGGAAAGCCUCCCUCGGCUCACAGAGAGACCCUUGGUGCCUGGCUCAGUUGUGCCGAGCCCCUUCCCUCUGCCAGAGGUGAGCUCAGUGGGCUCUGCAGUGGGCGCAAAGCCCAGGGAACACUGUAGACACUACGAUGAGUUCAAGCUGCACUCUGUUCUAAAGUCACAGGCAGGCACUUCCUCCUCUUGACGCUGCUAGGUCUUAUUUAUUCAGGGUGUUUUCUACCAGAAAGUCUUGGCUUGUCUGCUCUGCGUCCCUUUCAAGAUUGGUUUCUGAAUAGUCAAGAAAUUCCUCUCCUCCUCCGGGUGGGUCUCUCCUUUUCAGGACAAGUGCCACAUGGAAGGCUCUGCCUUUGGCGCUUGUGUGAAACCAAGGCUGUGCCUGAACUGUGAAGGAGCCGUUCUGGUGGGAAUGGCAAGACGUGCCCAGUCCCUCAUGCAGUGGCCACAGGAUCCCUUGCUUGCCUCUUGGCUGGCCUGCCGCCCUGCAGGCCCUGUGUCCCAGCAGGGGACUUUGGACUCUGAGGUUGCCCACUGGGGGGUUCUGAGAAACCUUGGGUUUGAGCACUCAGAACACAUGGCUGCAAUCAUCAAGACAGUUCACAGUUAGCUUGUGAGGUGCCGGGACCAGCGCCGCAGGUCAUGGGAGUUACUGCUCAUGGUGGACAGUGGGACUGGAUUGUAAGAAAAAUGUUAUUUAAUCUUUGUUUCCAUAUUUUGAUACUUGAAUUCCCCCUUUUGUUUUACUGUACAUAAAAUUGUUAAUCUGUCCGAUUUUGUUUGAAUUAUAAACACCUUGUGGUACCAAACAUAACCAACCUGUGCAUCAGCAUAGACCACCUCACUGCACAGUGUGCACCCCCUGGGCUUCCAGCUCGGUUUCUCACUUCCAUAGCUGUACAGCUUAGGACUGACUAAGCUAAUAAAGGAGAGCGCUAGAAACCGGC
Molecule: messenger RNA, 8875 nt
Organism: Mus musculus (house mouse)
Lineage: Eukaryota; Metazoa; Chordata; Mammalia; Rodentia; Muridae
Gene: Anks1
Product: ankyrin repeat and SAM domain containing 1
Exons: 26
Coding region: 2061-5513 (1150 amino acids)
Cellular component (GO): cytoplasm
Source: RefSeq, a predicted model, not a curated record